AUGGCCGUGACACGAUCUAACCAAGACACGAGGAAGCUUACAGUCAAGGAGGCUUCCAAGCCGGACGCUCCCCGGACGGAUCAAAAUACAGCCGCAGACGGCUGCCAGCGGUGCUUUCUCCGCCUAGAAAAGAACCCCGACCAUACUUGCGAAUCGCGUCAACGGUCUAGGUCGUGCCGCUACUGCCUUCAAGUACGCCACAAGUGCAAGCCGCUCCCCAGGGAGGUAUAUCCUGCUGUUGUUGCUGCUCUGGAAAAGACGGGAGAAGAGAGGAAGGAGGCAAUCCUUGUUGUUCGCCAAAUGAUCCGGCUACGAACUCGCCGACUCAGGUCAGAGAAGAGAGCGCGAGAUGAGCAGCUUCAGCGUGAACGGCGGGCUACCUUUAAACCUCUGUCCCACUCAGUUACAAAUCGAGAAGGGUUCGGUCAACUGAACUUAUUUUCGCGGGAUAAUGAGGUUUGA
Messenger RNA from Penicillium cinerascens, 462 nucleotides. RefSeq lists its product as uncharacterized. The transcript is spliced from 2 exons. The coding region runs from base 1 to 462 and encodes 153 amino acids. NCBI's taxonomy places the organism in Eukaryota, Fungi, Ascomycota, Eurotiomycetes, Eurotiales, Aspergillaceae. The record is from RefSeq and is a predicted model, not a curated record.